Molecule: messenger RNA, 4773 nt
Organism: Phragmites australis (common reed)
Lineage: Eukaryota; Viridiplantae; Streptophyta; Magnoliopsida; Poales; Poaceae
Product: disease resistance protein RGA4-like
Exons: 3
Coding region: 226-2949 (907 amino acids)
Biological process (GO): defense response to other organism
Molecular function (GO): ADP binding
Source: RefSeq, a predicted model, not a curated record
AUUGACUUUGACGAAACACUACGCAUUGGGAUCCCCCAUGUAUGUAUGCCCUUCUUCUCUAGCUCUGCCCUCUCCUAGCUUUACCAGUUUCCGGCCGUCCAUAGCAACCAAGCAAAUAUCCAACCAACCAACCAACCACACUUUCGUGCUGAUCGAGUGUUCUUUCAGACGCUCGAUCAGCACUGAUCGAACAGAACACUCGAGAGCCAAGAGGAAGAAAGGGGAAUGGAGGGUGCCAUAAUCGGCGCGGUACUGAGUGGCACCCUGCCGAAGCUCUACUCGGCGAUACGAGAAGCAGGCGAGAAGCUGUAUCACCUUAAGGCUGAUGUCGAAUCCAUCCAGUCUGAGCUUGAGUCUAUCAAAGCUGCCAUCCAAGAUUAUCGCACGGGUCGCUAUGAUAAGAGCGAUAAUGCUGUGCGGGGAGUCUGGAUUGCACGUCUGAGGCGCUUGGCGUACGACAUCGAGGACCUCGUAGACCGCCACGGCGCCAAGAAGGUGACCCAUGCGCAGCUUAUCCCCGAGAUUCUGAAGCUCAAGAUAUUAGCAGAGGAGAUAUCCAAGCUGCCUGAACGUUAUAUCAGUCCUGAAUCAAAGCAGAAACCACAAGACGGCGCUUCAUCCUCCACCUCAGGAGCACUGACCUCCCAUGAUCAGGGCAUUCCUGGUCAGGCUGGACACGAGGUCGUGGGCAUGGACAAGGCCCUCCGUGACCUUACGACUCUGCUACAGAAAUCUGAGAGUCCAACGGAGGGGAAGCUCAAGGUGAUCUCCAUCGUUGGCUUUGGUGGCAUAGGUAAGACUCUUCUUGCCGGCCAAGUGUAUAAUCUUGUGCACCAUGAAUACCCUCUGCACGCUUUUGUUAACGCGGGGGGCGUCAAGAAUAUGGUGGAGAUUCUGAAAGAGAUACUCAAACAAUUACCUGAGGCCAGUACCUCCAAACAAGAUGAAUCACAACACAGGAAUGACGUGGAAACACAACUCAAAUUACGCCUUGGGACCAAGAGGUACCUCAUUGUAAUCGAUGAUGUACAUACUGAAGAGCGGGGCUGUGAUAUAAUAUCUGCCUUCCCCGAGAAAAAGGGAGUGGACAGCAGAAUCAUCGUGACAACAACCAUACAGUCAGUAGCGGAAGCUUGCAGCUGUGGUGACGGUCACGUGUACAAGAUGAGACCACUCGAAGAUGAUAAAUCAGAAGAGCUAUUCUUCAAUGUUUCUCGCAAGAGGUCAGCUUCAGAGGCGAUGAAGCAAGGGUCAUCGAAAAUCCGGAAGAAAUGUGACGGUGUACCACUGGCUCUAGUUAGCAUAGCCCAAUUUUGCAAAGGAGAUCUGAAUCAGAAGAAAUGUGAAGACGCCUGGAGGAAACUCUGUACUCCGAAAGAGGAGGACCGCAGUCUAGCGAGAAUGCAGCGUGUGCUGGUCAAUAACUACGAAACUCUAUGUAGCCCUUGUCUCCAGGACUGCUUGCUCUAUCUUUGCAUGUUCCCACAUGGCCAUCCUAUCAGGAGGGCACCUCUGAUAAGGCGAUGGCUGGCUGAAGGACCAGCAAUGGGAUUCAGCAGUGGCAGUGACCCACACGGGAAUUUCGAGACCCUAAUCGACCGAAAUCUCAUUUGGCCCAUCAAUGAGAAUGUGAAGACAUGCAAAACUCCUGGGAUGAUGCUCGAGUACAUCACCGGCAUUUCCAACUCGGAGAAUUUCAUGAAGCUGUCAUGUGGUGAUUGGACUGCACCCCAAGACAUCCGCCGGCUUUCCCUCCAUCCUCUAGAGGACAUGCGGGUUUUGCAACACAAGGACCUAUCCCGUCUCCGGACUCUGGCGGUAUUCAACGAAGGCCAGGAGGGUCCUUUGGACUUUGCCAAAUGCAAGCUGCUGCGAGUGUUGGAUCUGGAGGCAUGCAAUUGUGUGAAUGAAAGCCACCUCGAACAAAUAUGCGAGCUGUUGCAUCUGCUCAAAUAUCUUAGCCUCCGGCUCCCGAAAAGUAUCACCAAGGUCCCAAGUAUCCCAAGUAAUAUAAGCAACCUGAAGUUGUUAGAGACACUCGACCUGGGGAAAGAGACGGUGGUCAUGGUGCCUGUUGAAGUCAUUGAGCUGCCCCACCUAAAACACCUCCUUGGAAAGUUUAAGCUUCUAUAUUACACAUGGGGCAAAAGCUCAAGAAAGGUCCUGGAGGAGAACAGUAUGCUGGAGACGCUAGCAGGAUUUGUCACCCGCCGGGGCCAAGGGUUCCCACCGCUGAUGCGUCAUAUGAGGCGACUGACGAAGGUGAAGAUAUGGUGCGACCCCGAUGCAGAUGCCAGAAUAUUAUUGACUCCUCUUUCAGAAGCCAUCAAUGAAUUCCUUCUUAAACAACAAAGCACGCCGGAUGUCCGUUACUCCCUGUCAAUUGACUUCCAGCAACCAUUCCCGGAUUUUCGAUGUGCUCCUGAUCGUCGUGGUAAUCUUUUCUCCCUGAAGCUGCGUGGCCAUGGCAGGCUGACACAAAUCCCUGAGUUUGUUACUAGAGUGGGUACUAUUACAGAGCUGUGCCUUUCGUCCACUACUCUGAUUUUCGGAGAUGAUGUUCUAAAACGACUGAGCUAUCUGCGCGUAUUGCAAUAUCUGAAGCUGGAGGCAACAAGUAGCAUCAAAGGUCCUGAGCAACGUAGCAGCGAAGAAGGCCCCGUCGUCAUACGUCCUGAGCAGUUGAAGAGCCUAGAGCGGAUGUGCCUUGUGGCCGAGCAAAACCUGCCCUGGAUAACAAUCCAAGAUGGAGCUCUGAAGUACCUUGUCUCACUUCACCUCAUCUGCCGAGGUCUAGAUGGUCUUUCCGGCGUCAAAAUCACAGACCUCAAGGCACUCAAGGAAGUUGCGCUCCAUUCUGGAGUUGCCAAAGAAACAAAGGAAAAUUGGGAAGAAGCUGCAGAGAGGCAUCCUAAUAGGCCCCGCGUUCUGUUCAUCGAAGGACCCUAAUGCAGGGAUCGAGAUCCUCUGCCGUGCGCGGAAGAAACAUAUCUACAAAAGGUACGGCGGGGAUCCAGGUCCUUGGAGCAGCAUCCCGUUCCCGGGCGUAUGCAGUGCAAUCAACUGUCGCUACGGUUGCUUGGAACGUCAGGGAAAAUACCUGGUGUCACUGCUUCGAUCUGCUGUUCCAUCCUUGCUGCUGCAAGAUUGAUUUGUCUCCUUUCACGUCAGUGACGGACCCAGGAUUUGACGAUUGGGUAUUCAGUAUUAAAAAAAAUGUUCAAUCCAAAAUACGAGAAGUCUAUAGUAGCGUAAAUUUUAAAAUAUAAAUUGUUCCUAGUAGAGAAGUUUCAACUAAUUAAAAAAAAUUACAAAAUAUUUAAAAAAAAUUACAAUUUAACUUUGUGUUCCUUUAUGGCUUGGAAGCGUUUAAUUAUGUCACUAUCCUUAACUUGCACAAAAAAUUCACGCUCAACUGCUGAUUGCCGAACUAGGCAAUCACAACAUAGAUAUCAUAAGCUCCUGAUGUUUGUUGCUAUGUGGGCUCUUUUCAGUUAGGAAAAAAAAUGCAAAAUCCCUCCUAAAAGUCACUUGGAUUUUAACUUUCCCCUCCAAAAUUUGUUUUGUUGUAAAAAAAACCCCAAAGGUUUGAUUUUGUUGCAAAAACACGCCCAAAAAUUUAAAAAUUUUAAAAAAAUCACAAUAAAUUCUAAAAAAAACUAGAGACAAUUAUAAGACCUUUUGUGAAAUUUGUUUUCAAAAAUAAUAUCCUUUGCAUCAUAUUACAUGGAGAGUAAGUUUGAAAAAAAAGAAAAACGUGCAACUCAUUUAUUAAUUUGAGUUAAAUGCAUAGUUAAUUAUUUACUAAUCCAAAAAUUAUGAAACAAAAUUUUUUAGUCUUCUUACAUGAUCCUCUAUCUUGUAAAAAUACAUGAAAUCUUGAAAUAGUUAUUGUAACGUGCAGGAUUGAGUAAAUGUGUUGCAGAUAGAUUAAUUCAUAACUAAUCCAUAACACCCCCAAAAUUAGUGAAACCACUUUUAUUAGUUUACUGAAACAAUUAUUUGUGUAGGAAAAAUAAUCGUAGACAUGACAAAGUUAAAAUAACAUGAGUUAAUAAAUGAGCUGCACAUUUUUUUUUCAAACUUCCUCUCCAUGAAAUAUGAUGCAAAGGAUAUUAUUUUUGAAAAAAAAAUUCACAGAAGGUCUUAGAAUUGUCUCUAGUUUUUUUUAGAAUUUUGUUUUGAGAUUUUUUUAUUUUUUUUGAAUUUUUAGGGGGGGGUUUGCAACAAAAUCAAAUUUUUGGGGAUUUUUUUUGCAACAAAACAACUUUUGGGAGGGAAAAUCAAAAUUCAAGUGACUUUUGGGGUUUUUUUGCGGUUUUCCCUUUCAGUUAAUAGGUCAAGUGAAGGAUGGAUAGUAGCUUGGGCUCACGAUUUGCUGAGUGGUCUGAUGGAUUGAAGCAGCAAAGAUAUAUAUACGUAGUAUAGGUGCUAUAUACUCAAUUUUUUUGCAAAAAAGUUGGGUAUUCAAUUGAAUACCCAUGCAUCAUGGUGGGUCCGCCCAUGUUUCACGUCAACCGGUUAUCUUUUUUUGACCACUUCUUAAAUAUUUUCAGAAUAAACAUUUUAAGAAGUUAUAUCCAAAACUGAAUCUUUUUUGCUACGGCAUCGCAAUUAUCAUGGUAAGAAACUGCUGCCAUGGCAAGGAUUUGGCCAAGUUGCUGUUGGUAAUAUGUUCUAGAGAUAAUUAUAAUGAUAUUAUAUUAUAUCUAUGUUUGUGUACUUUUAAAUAAUAUAGUAUUCUAUUAUAUAGAAAAUUAUCAUUUAUAUUGA